AUGUCUGACAAAGAGGAGGAGGAGGAGAUAGUGCAGCAGAAUGAGAGACGCAGAUCGACUACGGUAAUUAUGACGAAUUCCAACUUCAUUGAACAGCAGAAAGGUGAGCGGGAAUUGCGCCAGCACCAAAAACGCGCCAGCUAAACCUAUUGCUGACGCAUUUUUGGUAGCUCGUGGAAUAUAUUGAUGUGGGAUGUCUAACUGACCGGAAUUUCAUGGAGAUUUCAAAAAUGAGCAAUAUUUUCAGCAUCCUCACCUCCGGAAGGCGUCAGACGCACCGGAAGCAUGCGGAGAAGACUGUCGAAGCAAAAUGCGACACAUGAAGAGCCGGAAAACUCGAAAAAUGAACAAAAACCGGUGAUUGAGGAGGAAGAAGCGGAAAAUUCGGAGAGUUUGGGAGUUAGACCAAGUCUACAACGUGUUGAUGCGAUUGUUGGAGACGAUGAUACGAAAUUACGGCCGCCUGGGCUUGGACAAAAACAUCAUGCGUGGAGCACGUCGAAAAGUUUGAGCAGAGGUUGGGAUUUUGUGGAAGGGUUUGAAAUUUGGCACAAAAUGAGUAUAAAUAAGAUAUGGUUUUGGGAGUUUCGAAAUUGGGGAAUUUCAGCCUAAAUUUUCAGCCAAAUUCUGAAUUUUUCUAGAAUCAUGUUGUGGCUCAUUUUGUGGAGAAUUUCAAGAGCUACAAAAUGAGCCUGAACAUGAUUUUCCGGAUUUUCAGACUUUAUCUGAAAAUCCCCGCUGAAACCUAGAAGCUGGAAUAUUUUUGAAAAUUUUUCAGUUUCAGACCGGAUUUUCAGCCAAAUUCUGAAAUUUUCUAGAAUCAAGAUAGAGCUCAUUUUGAAGCUUUUGAAAUUCUGCACAAAAUGAGCCUAAACAUGAUUUUCCGGAUUUCUGAAAAUCCUGGCUGAAAAUCAGAAUCUCAAAAAUUCACUAGUUUCAGUUUCAGCCUAGAUUUUUAGGCUAAAUCUGAAAUUUCCAAAAUCCAUGUUUAGGCUCGUUUUGUAGAGAAUUUCAAGAGCUACAAAAUGAGCCUAAACAUGAUUUUCAGAAUUUUCAGAUUCAGGCUGAAAAUCCCUGCUGAAAAUCAACUUCCCCAUUUUUCUACAAAACAAAACCCCAUAAUUAUUUGAGUCAUGUGGCGGGGAAAUGAGACAAAAGUUCAUAAUGACAUUUUUGAAACCUGAAAUUAAAUUCAGGUUUCGCGGGGGCUAAAAUUAGGGGUUUCCAGCCCAAAAAAGGCGAUUUUUGAGCAAAAAUUCACCAAAAUCCAGCAAGAUUCUUGCAGAAUCCACCGGAACUGAUUAUUCUGACCGAAGUGGCACCGAUCUCCGUCAAUUCAUUCGUCGAACUUUGCACAAAUCCGAAGAAGAUCGCGAUCAAUUGAUAUAUUUCGAGAGAAUUAUGCGCGAACUUGUUGAGAAUCCGGUGGAACAAAGCCAGAAAAUCGAUCUACCUUCUUCCUAUCACAGAAUGUUGUUUCAUAGAUGUGCGGCUUGGUUUGGAUUGGAUCAUAAUGUUACCAAUAAACAUACGGAGAUUGUGAUCAAUAAAUCGGAAAAGACCAAAAUGUAGGCGACAUUUUGACACCAAACACGUCAGGGGAGGGUUUAUUGACGCGUUUUUUUGUAGCUAGAGGGAAAUUUGGGUUAUUUUGACACCACAUAAGCCUAUGCUGAUGCUUUUCCGGUCAUUUUGACACCACAUAAGCCUAGGCACUUGAAAUGCACCAGCUAGACGCCUGCUGACGCAUUUUUUGUAGCUAGUGAGAAUUUUGGGGGCCUAGGCACCUGUAAUAUGUCAGCAAACCCUUUACUGACGCGUUUUCUGUAGUUGGUGGGAAAUUUGGGUUAUUUUGAUACCUCAUAAGCCUAGGCACCUGUAAUACGUCAGCAAACCCUUUACUGACGCAUUUUUUGUAGCUAAACGAAGAUUUCCGGUCAUUUUGACACCCCACAAGCCUAUAUUCUCUAGUGCACCACAAAUACGUAAGGAAACCCUUUGCUGACACGUUUCGCGUAGCCUCAGAUGUCUGCUGGCGUGUUUUUUGUAGCCUACUUCAAAUUUGCAUCAUUUUGACACCUCGAAUGCGUCAGCAAAACGUUUGCUGGCGCAUUUUUGGUGCAAGAAUGACGCAAAAAGCGUCAGUAAACCGUUCCCUGUGUCAAAAAAAAUGCAAAAAAAAAAAGAAAAAACAUUUUUUAGGCCAGAAGACAAAUUCGCGGAUCUGAUAAUCAACAACGAUUUCAUGGAGGGUCGCUUCACCCGACACAGUAGUCAAAAUUCGCGACGAGACCCGCGAGACUACGGUAGUCAAGCAAGCCUGUCGCAUGAUCUACAAAGAGCACAGUCUUUUGAGCAGCAAAAUAUGCCAAUUUUGCCGCAACACGCACCAAAUUUGACGCAACAAAUGCGUCAACUCAGCCUGCAACCUCAAAAUUAUUGGGCCACCCAAAGAUCAUUCGAUCAUUGCUCAGGUUAUACGCCAGCCGCACCGCAAGCUGCAAUGCGGAAAGCGGAAAGUUACGGUAACUUGGAACCGCCCUCGGUUUUGGUCCAUCAUUAUCAUCAUUGUUAUGAGGAGCCGAUUCCAGCUGCUCCGCAACCGGUUUAUCAUCAAUUUGGCGCCAAUUUUUAUCCCGGGUAUACGGUAGGUGGCGAAAUUUGACGCAUUUUGAUACCAAAUGCGCCAGCAAACGGUUUGCUGACGCGUUUUUUGUAGGUACUAGAAAAAUGUUCAAAUAUUUCAGGUGCAACCCGCUCCACCACCGCCACAAACUACCGUAUACUACCAUCCCAUUCCAUACGGGACCCCCCACCACUUCAUUCAACCCGAAUUCAUCAUGAACAACGACACUCCGCCGAUUCCAGGGCAUUUAAAUGAGCAGCAGCAGCAGCAGCAACCCUUCCCGCACGUCGAGCAUUUUCAGAUGGUCGAUCAAACGGAGAAUCGUCGAAAUUUCCAGAAAGCCAGCGUGGAUGCCGGUUACGGUAGUAUGAAUCAGGAAAUCAGUGAAACUUCGUCGACUUCGGCCAAAGAAUCUGAUAAAUCUUGA
Messenger RNA from Caenorhabditis angaria, 3053 nucleotides. The record is from the annotation of a GenBank genome assembly. NCBI's taxonomy places the organism in Eukaryota, Metazoa, Nematoda, Chromadorea, Rhabditida, Rhabditidae.